AUUAAAUUUUUCUCAAGGACAUCUUGAAUUAAAUAUUUAAAAAAAAGUAAUAUUAUGAAAUUUUUAAAAAGGUUCAUUAUAAGCCAUAGAAGCAAAAGCAAAAGUAACAGUUAUUUUAAGUUUGGUAUGUGCAUUACGCUCGGAGUAGAUUGGAUCCUUCACCUGCCGUUAUUCUGUAGAGUCAGUUCAGUGUCAAAGUCCGUAGCUAGAUGCAUUCCGCUGUUAUUGUCGUCGUUACAACUAAAAUAGUGGGUUCAGUUAUAUCGAUAUAUUUAUUUCUUUUUUCAAUCUAAAAUGUCAUUUAUAUUUAUUUAAAAUUCUUCCCAUUUUUGGUAAAUUUUAACGGAAGUUAAAGCCUAUAACAUUGUUGGAGGAGAAGUUUCUGUAUUUUUCCUAUUUACUUUUCUACCUGGUGCGUCCGACCUGUACCGAAAGCUACCGAAUGGACUCGUUAAGGAAGGUGCCGGUCAUCGUGGCAUCAGCGCUGUAACAAAGUGUGAUUUUUUUUACUUUUUUUAACUAUAGUACAAGUUACAAGUUUCCCGUGAUCAUCAUCAUCACCAGUGAUUAUAAAAGUUGUAAAUUCAAUUUUUCAAAAUUUUUUCCCUACCAAAGUUGCUAUUUAGAUUUAUAAUUAGAAAACAAUUAAAUAUGUCAUUAUAAAAAGUAUCGUUUUAAACACCAUGAACAAAGUGUACAUUAAAAUAAUUAUUUGAGGUGCAGUGGAGUGUUUUAAUGGCGUAAAAAUAUAUUACUUAAUUACGUUAUAACUCGAUUUCCUGGAUUUUUUACUUUCGGCACUAGCUCUAAGAUAUCACCGUAAUAACAAGCAGUGAAGAGAAAUGGUGAUCGUUACUCGGGGCGAUUACAUAUGGAUAGAGCCCAUCUCAGGAAGGGAAUUUGAUGUUGCUAUUGGUGCUCGAGUUGUUUCAGCAGAAGGCAGACGUAUUCAAGUAAAAGACGACGAUAAUAAGGAACAAUGGCUAACACCCGAAAGACGUAUAAAAGCUAUGCACGCUACAUCAGUGCAGGGUGUAGAAGAUAUGAUCAGUUUGGGAGACCUCCAUGAAGCUGGGAUUUUGAGGAAUCUUCUUAUUCGUUACAACGAAAAUCUUAUUUACACGUAUACUGGUUCCAUAUUAGUGGCUGUGAAUCCAUAUCAAAUAUUACCAAUAUACACUGCUGAACAAAUAAAACUUUACAAAGAUCGAAAAAUUGGUGAAUUACCUCCACACAUAUUUGCAAUAGGAGAUAACAGUUAUGCUCACAUGAAUCGAUACGCUCAGGACCAAUGUAUAGUAAUAAGUGGUGAAAGUGGAGCAGGAAAAACCGAGAGCACAAAAUUGAUUUUGCAGUAUUUGGCAGCUAUUAGUGGAAAGCACUCAUGGAUAGAACAACAAAUUCUAGAAGCUAAUCCAAUUUUAGAAGCAUUUGGAAAUGCAAAGACUGUUAGAAAUGACAAUUCAUCUCGAUUUGGAAAAUACAUAGACAUUCAUUUCAAUCAUCAAGGCGUAAUAGAAGGAGCUAAAAUAGAACAGUAUCUGUUGGAAAAAUCUCGAAUAGUAUCUCAAAGCAUGGAUGAGAGGAAUUAUCAUAUAUUUUAUUGCAUGUUGGCCGGUCUCUCAAAGGACGAAAAGCAAAAACUUGAACUGGAAGACGCAUCAUCGUAUAGGUAUUUGGUGGGGGGCGGUAGCAUUACAUGUGAAGGACGCGACGAUGCUGUUGAAUUUGCAGACAUUAGAUCAGCAAUGAAAGUAUUAUUAUUUACUGAUUCUGAAAUUUGGGACAUUUUAAAAUUAUUAGCAGCUUUAUUACACAUAGGAAAUGUUAAAAGUAGAGCUACUGUUGUAGACAAUUUGGAUGCAACUGAAAUUCCCGAACAAACGAAUGUAACGAAAGUAGCUCAAUUAUUAGGUGUUCCUAUUCAAUCUUUAAUAGAUGCUCUUACGAGGCGGACGAUAUUCGCGCACGGUGAGACAGUGAUAUCGACGCUUUCAAGAGAACAAUCCGUAGACAUUAGAGAUGCUUUUGUGAAAGGAAUUUAUGGACGAUUAUUUAUUCACAUAGUGAAGAAAAUUAAUGAAGCCAUUUUUAGACCAAAACAUACUUCUCGUAGUGCUAUAGGCGUAUUAGACAUUUUCGGCUUUGAGAACUUUAAUCAUAAUAGUUUUGAACAAUUUUGCAUAAACUAUGCAAAUGAGAAUUUACAGCAAUUUUUCGUUCAACAUAUCUUUAAAUUGGAACAAGAGGAAUACAAUCACGAGGGAAUAAAUUGGCAACAUAUUGAAUUUGUCGACAAUCAGGAUGCUUUGGACUUAAUUGCUGUUAAACAAUUAAAUAUAAUGGCUUUAAUAGAUGAAGAAUCAAAAUUUCCAAAGGGUACAGACCACACAAUGUUGGCAAAAAUCCACAAGACUCAUGGGACCCAUAAAAAUUAUCUGAAACCAAAGUCUGACAUAAAUACAUCUUUCGGUUUGAAUCAUUUUGCUGGUGUAGUUUUUUACGAUACUAGAAGUUUCUUAGAGAAAAACAGAGACACGUUUAGUGCAGAUUUAUUACAACUGAUUCACAUUUCUUCAAAUAAGUUUCUUCAACUGUGCUUUGUUGAGGACAUCGAAAUGGGUUCUGAAACGAGAAAAAGAGCUCCUACAUUGUCUACGCAAUUCAAAAAGUCUUUAGACUCCUUAAUGAAGACCUUAUCUACCUGUCAGCCAUUUUUUAUUAGAUGUAUUAAACCUAAUGAAUAUAAAAAGCCAAUGAUGUUCGAUCGAGGACUUUGUUGUCGACAACUGAGGUAUUCGGGAAUGAUGGAAACUAUUAGAAUACGUAGAGCAGGAUAUCCUAUUCGGCAUGCUUUUCCAGAAUUUGUUGAAAGAUAUAGAUUUUUAAUUCCUGGAAUACCUCCAGCACACAAGACUGAAUGCCGUGUUGCAACGUAUAAAAUUUGUCAUGCUGUGCUAGGCAGAUCUGAUUAUCAGCUGGGACAUACCAAAGUAUUUUUAAAAGAUGCUCACGACCUUUUUCUAGAACAAGAACGCGAUCGAGUUCUUACUCGAAAAAUAUUAAUUCUUCAGCGCAAUAUUCGAGGUUGGGUUUACAGAAGAAGGUUUCUACGUAUGCGAUCAGCAGCCAUAAUCAUCCAAAAAUUGUGGAGAGGUUACGCUCAAUCGCAGAGAUUUAAACUUAUGCGCAUUGGUUACAUGCGUCUUCAGGCUCUAAUAAGAUCGCGAGUUCUUUCCCACAGAUUCAGACACCUUCGAGGUCAUAUUGUUGCCCUACAAGCCCGAGCAAGAGGACAUCUAGUUCGGAGGAUGUACAGAAAGAAAAUGUGGGCAAUUGUUAAAAUUCAAGCCCACGUGCGACGAUUGAUUGCCCAGAGAAGAUAUAAAAAAAUUAUGUACGAAUAUCGUCUUCAUGUGGAAGCUCUGAGACUGCGGAAAAAGGAGGAAAGAGAAUUGAAGGAUCAAGGAAAUAAAAGAGCCAAAGAAAUAGCAGAACAACACUUUAGGGAAAGACUACAAGAACUGGAAAGAAAGGAAAUCGAAAUGGAAAUAGAAGACAGACGAAGAAUGGAAAUUAAAAAGAAUUUGAUUAAUGAUGCAGCUAAAAAGCAGGACGAACCUGUUGACGACAGUAAAUUAGUGGAAGCUAUGUUCGAUUUCUUACCUGACUCAAGCAGUGAAGCUCCUACUCCCGGAAGGGAAACUUCAGUUUUCAAUGAUCUUCCAGCACCAAAAAUAGAUCAACAGGAAAUUAUCAGUCCCCUUCAAACUGCAUCCGAAGAUGAAGAAGACCUGUCUGAAUAUAAAUUUCAGAAAUUUGCUGCAACAUACUUUCAGGGAAAUAUUAAUCAUCAGUAUUCGAGAAAGCCUUUAAAGCAUCCUCUUCUUCCGUUACAUACCCAAGGAGAUCAACUGGCGGCGCAAGCAUUAUGGAUAACAAUUUUAAGAUUUACUGGUGAUUUACCCGAACCUAGAUAUCAUACUAUGGACAGGGAUAAUACUUCUGUUAUGUCUAAAGUAACUGCUACUUUAGGUCGAAAUUUUAUAAGGAGUAAAGAAUUUCAAGAAGCACAGUUAAUAGGCAUGGACCCGGAUGCUUUCAUGAAGCAGAAGCCACGAUCCAUCAGGCACAAACUUGUUUCACUAACUCUUAAGCGUAAAAAUAAAUUAGGAGAAGAUGUGCGAAGAAAAUUACAGGAAGAUGAAUACACAGCAGACAGUUAUCAAUCGUGGCUUGAAGCUAGACCGACGUCGAACCUUGAGAAGCUGCACUUUAUAAUAGGUCACGGAAUUCUACGAGCCGAACUGAGAGACGAAAUCUAUUGUCAAAUCUGCAAACAGUUGUCAAACAAUCCUUCAAAAUCUUCACAUGCACGUGGUUGGAUUCUACUUUCUCUAUGCGUAGGUUGCUUCGCACCUUCGGAAAAGUUUGUCAACUACCUUCGAGCAUUUAUAAGAGAGGGUCCGCCUGGCUACGCGCCUUAUUGUGACGAUAGACUAAAAAGAACAUUCAAUAACGGAACUCGAAAUCAACCUCCCAGUUGGUUGGAACUGCAAGCUACAAAAUCCAAGAAGCCAAUUAUGCUCCCCAUAACAUUUAUGGAUGGCAACACAAAAACAUUAUUAGCCGAUUCGGCGACCACUGCCAGGGAAUUGUGCAAUCAACUUUCGGAUAAGAUUUCAUUGCGGGAUCAAUUUGGAUUUUCCCUCUAUAUUGCUCUUUUUGAUAAGGUGUCAUCUUUGGGGAGCGGAGGUGACCAUGUGAUGGACGCUAUAUCGCAAUGUGAACAAUAUGCCAAAGAACAAGGAGCUCAAGAGAGAAAUGCACCUUGGAGACUGUUUUUUCGAAAAGAAAUAUUCGCACCCUGGCAUGAACCAACGGAGGAUCAAGUUGCUACGAAUUUGAUUUAUCAACAAGUAGUGAGGGGAGUUAAGUUUGGGGAGUACAGAUGCGACAAGGAAGAAGACUUGGCAAUGAUUGCAGCUCAACAAUACUACAUAGAGUAUCAUACGGACAUGAAUGUAGAUAGACUAUUUACACUCUUACCAAACUACAUUCCAGACUACUGUCUAACCGGCAUUGAGAAAGCUAUUGAUAGAUGGGGACAUCUUGUAUUACAAGGUUAUAAAAAAAGUUAUUAUUUAAAAGAAAAAGUACCUGCUUUACGAGUUAAGGAAGAUAUAGUAGGAUAUGCAAAAUUUAAGUGGCCUUUACUAUUUUCUCGUUUUUAUGAAGCGUACAGAAAUUCAGGUCCAAAUUUACCUAAGAAUGAUGUGAUCAUUGCUGUUAAUUGGACUGGAGUCUAUGUCGUUGACGAUCAAGAACAGGUUCUUUUGGAACUAUCGUUUCCUGAAAUAACCAGCGUCUCUAGUCAAAAAACCAACAAAAUAUUUACACAAACCUUUAGUUUGUCGACUGUGCGAGGAGAGGAAUUUAUGUUUCAAAGUCCUAACGCUGAGGAUAUUCGUGACUUAGUGGUAUACUUUUUGGAAGGAUUGAAGAAACGUAGUAAAUUUGUUAUUGCAUUACAAGAUUACAAGGCGCCUGGUGAAGGGUCGUCUUUCUUAAAUUUCCAAAAAGGAGAUUUAAUUACUCUGGAAGAUGAAAACACAGGGGAAACUGUACUCAAUUCUGGAUGGUGCAUUGGUUUGUGUGACAGAACUGGAGAGAAAGGAGACUUUCCAGCAGAAACAGUUUAUGUUUUACCAUCUCUAACAAAGCCACCGAAUGAUAUUUUGGCCCUUUUUAAUAUUGAAAAUUCAGAGAAUGGACGCAGACUCUACCCUCAACAGAUCAAUGGUGUAGAAUCUCGUGAUAAGCCUCACACUUUAGUCGAAUAUGCAAUUGAUCACUUCAGAACUCCGCCAAAAAAAUCUAUUUCAAAGGCAUUAACUUUAACAACUGCAAGGCGAGGUUACACUGAUGAAUUAUGGAGACAUUCGAGGGAACAAAUAAAACAACCGUUGUUAAAAAAAUUAAUAUCCAAAGAAGAACUGUCAGAAGAGGCAUGUUAUGCUUUUACUGCUGUUUUGAAAUACAUGGGAGAUUUGCCAACCAAAAGGCCCAGGAUUGGUAAUGAGUACACUGACCAAAUUUUUGAUGGACCUUUAAAAAAUGAAAUACUACGUGACGAAAUAUACUGUCAGAUUAUGAAGCAAUUGACAAAUAAUCGAAAUCGAAUGAGUGAAGAACGUGGAUGGGAAUUAAUGUGGCUAGCUACAGGAUUGUUCACUUGCAGCCAAAGUCUAUUAAAGGAGUUAACAUUAUUCUUAAGAACAAGAAGACAUCCUAUUUCACAAGAUUCAUUACAAAGAUUGCAGAAAACAUUGCGUAACGGACAAAGAAAAUAUCCCCCUCAUCAAGUGGAAGUUGAAGCUAUUCAACAUAAAACGACCCAAAUUUUCCACAAAGUUUAUUUUCCUGAUGAUACAGAUGAGGCAUUUGAAGUCGAUUCAUCAACAAGAGCUAAAGAUUUUUGCCAGAACAUCGCUCAAAGAUUAAGUCUUCGAACAUCUGAAGGUUUCAGUCUAUUCGUCAAAAUCGCUGACAAAGUAAUCUCUGUUCCUGAAGGCGAUUUCUUCUUUGACUUCGUCCGACACUUGACUGAUUGGAUAAGAAAAGCCCGCCCAUCUAGAGAUGGUACAUCACCACAAUUCACAUAUCAAGUAUUUUUUAUGAAAAAACUUUGGACAAAUACUGUUCCCGGCAAAGACAGAAAUGCUGACUUAAUAUUCCACUUUCAUCAAGAGCUUCCAAAAUUACUCAGAGGAUACCACAAGUGCACUAAAGAAGAAGCGUCUAGAUUGGCGGCUUUGGUUUAUAGAGUCCGAUAUGGAGAAAGUAAGCAAGAGUUACAGGCUAUUCCUCAAAUGUUGCGAGAAUUGACACCUGGUGAUUUAAUAAAAGUCCAAAAUGCUAAUGAAUGGAAAAGGUCAAUAGUUGCUGCUUACAACCAAGACGCAGGUAUGAGUCCAGAAGAUGCUAAAAUAACAUUCCUGAAAAUUGUAUAUAGAUGGCCAACUUUUGGAUCAGCUUUCUUUGAAGUAAAGCAAAGUACAGAAUCACAAUAUCCAGAACUACUGCUUAUUGCUAUCAAUAAACAUGGAGUUAGCCUUAUUCAUCCUCAAUCAAAGGAUAUCCUAAUAACACAUCCAUUUACUAGAAUCUCCAACUGGUCUUCGGGAAACACAUAUUUCCACAUGACAAUAGGAAAUUUAGUGCGUGGAACAAAACUAUUGUGUGAAACUUCACUAGGUUACAAAAUGGAUGAUCUUUUGACUUCGUACAUAUCAUUAAUGCUUACAAACAUGAACAAACAACGUACAAUAAGGAUAAAAUAAAUUAGUAGCAGGACAGUGUUAUAUAAGUUUUAGCGUAAUUAAAUAAUGUUUAUGAUAUUAUUAGCUUUUGUUUGUAGAAUUUACUCGUAUUUCUAAAGUUUAUCUAAAGCAGAAUCGUUACGACCACUAAAGAAGGUUCAAUAUUUAAUAUUAAUUAGUAUUUUGUUUAUACAUUCCAUUUUCGCUUAAAAUUAUAAUCAGAUUUAUUAUUGCUGUGGUAAAAUGGUAUAAUUUGAAAAUUAUCAUCAGCGACAAUCAAAAAUAGAAUUCUCCAUAUAAAAGAUCACAAAAAAUUGUUAAUAAGCUUUUACUUGUUAUCAGUUUUUGAAUUAAUUAUUUUUAACUAUUUAAAUAAGGUAAAACCUAUUUAAACUCAUAUAUAUUGUAAAAAAAUUUAUGUAUUUAACGAAAUUAAUUAUUUUCUAUGUUACUAAAUUUACUAAAAUGAAAUAUUCAAUAACUGCAUAUAUAUCAAAUGAAAAUGACAAAAAAUAUAUUUUUAAUGGAACUGACAAUGCUUAUCUCGUAGAAAGUUACGAGAAAGACUAAUCUAAUAGUCGGACUAAUCUACACUGAAAAAUUAUUUUAAUAAAUUUUAAUACAUUUUAUUA
Messenger RNA from Leptopilina heterotoma, 7954 nucleotides. It is a transcript of the gene ck, whose product is annotated as myosin-VIIa. The transcript is spliced from 28 exons. Lineage: Eukaryota; Metazoa; Arthropoda; Insecta; Hymenoptera; Figitidae. The record is from RefSeq and is a predicted model, not a curated record. Gene Ontology annotation, cellular component: cytoskeleton; myosin complex. Gene Ontology annotation, molecular function: ATP binding; cytoskeletal motor activity; protein binding. Bases 843 to 7343 code for a protein of 2166 amino acids.